Molecule: messenger RNA, 3510 nt
Organism: Dichotomopilus funicola
Lineage: Eukaryota; Fungi; Ascomycota; Sordariomycetes; Sordariales; Chaetomiaceae
Product: ras guanine nucleotide exchange factor domain-containing protein
Exons: 3
Coding region: 1-3510 (1169 amino acids)
Biological process (GO): positive regulation of GTPase activity; Ras protein signal transduction
Cellular component (GO): plasma membrane
Molecular function (GO): protein binding; guanyl-nucleotide exchange factor activity
Source: RefSeq, a predicted model, not a curated record
AUGUAUGUGCGCGCCCUCUACGACUACGAGGCUGAUGACAGGACGAGCUUGAGCUUCCAUGAGGGGGACAUUAUUCAGGUCAUCACAAGGUUGGAAAGUGGUUGGUGGGAUGGAGUUAUCAAUGGUGUGCGGGGAUGGUUCCCCAGCAACUACUGUCAGAUUAUCACAAGCCCAGAUGAGAUGCCAGAAAUGGAGGAUGGCGGCGAUCCGGAGCGGAUAGACGACGAAAAUGACGAGCAGGAGGUCUAUGAGGAGGGUAUCGAUGACGACGAUGUCUCCGACCGCGACGACGAAGGACUUCCACUCGAGGGCGCCGAUCGCGACCGUGCUGGGGCCGACUUUUGGAUCCCACAAGCAACCACAGACGGCCGACUCUUCUACUACAAUACCAUGACCGGCGAGAGUAGCAUGGAGUUACCGCUCGAGUCUCCCUCGUCACUGAAUGAAACGGGACCGCGGGACCGCAUGAAUGUCAGCAUGCCGGACAGGACGCGGCCACCACCCGAAAUGAUUGCGAGGGGCCUGACACAAGAAGAAGACGAAGAAUCCGACGUAAAUUCAGCAUCCGAGUUGGACGGCGAAGCGCUAAUGAACGGAGCGCGUGGGCCCCUAGCUGCGACCCGCAGAGCCGGUGCCCGCGGCGUCCUCUCACCUUCCGCCUCGAUGGACUCGAUAAACGGCCAAUCUUCCGGCACGAGGGCGCGCGGCGAUGCGAUCGGAAACGGCAACAACCACCUCCAAGCCCCCGCCUCAACUUCCUUCACCAGCUCCGGAUUUAACCUCCCGACGGCGGCCACCAUCCCACGUUCGUUUUUCGACGAUGGUACCACCCCGCCUUUGACCUGGAGCCGGCUGGUUACGAACAUGAAGAAGUCGGUCGACCGCUAUCGCCAAGCCAUCGAAAAUGGGAACCGCUCAGAAUACGUCGCGCGGGCAGAGGACAUCUCAGACCACUUGCGCCUCCUACUUGCUGCCGGCUCGGGCACAACGGACAACCACUCCGGGCAACCAUCUAUCAUCUCCACCAACAAAGCUCUCUACCCUCAUUUCCGGGACAUGAUGUCCAAGUUCUCCAAGCUCGUCAUCUCCUCGCACAUCGCAGCGGCCGACUGGCCAAAUGCCGAAUCCGUUCAAAAAUGUCUACAAGAAGCCGACGGCGUUCUUCUGGGUGUGUAUAGUUAUGUCGAAGUCGCGAGGCAACAGCGUGGCGAAGAGAUACCUAGGCUGUUCCCCGGGUUCGUUAUCGGUUCCAGCGCUGGCGGGAGCUGGCAGAAUAAUGGGCUGACGCCGCGCGAUCCCAUCACGUCCAACUUCCUAGAAGACGAAGAAGGCGUCGUGGAGCCCACCGCCAUCCUCGACAACAAACUUUUAGAACGACUCGACGAGCUGAAGAGGUUGUUGGUUUCCAGCAUCAGGGAACUCGAGAAGAACCUACUCGUCAGCGAUAUGGUGGUCACGCCGUACAAGCACGAGGUGGUUGGCAACAAUGUCUGUGCCGCAGGAGGCAAAGUUUUGGACACCUUCAAACCCUGGAUCGCCAUGAUCGAGUCUAUUGAUCUAUCGUUACUCGGCAACAGCUUCCAGACUCCGCAGCUUGCUGAUUUCAGCACCAACAAACAGAGUCUCUACGACAAUAUCUCGGACCUGCUCUUGGGAUGCCAGGCCGUCGCGGGCCCACUGGCCGAUGAGUGGUCGGAGGUUCGGGGACAGUGUCUGGAAGAGAGACUCGAAUACGUCAAACAAUGCGCACGAGCCCUCGAGACCAACUCAUCCCACAUUGGCUUCUCGCUUCAGCUGUUAUCCGAACAGGUGUCCAUGGUCCUCCAGCAACAGGAAGUCCACGUACGAGAAGAAGUCCUCCCACGCGAGCCCCUCAGACGGAUAGAGACGAUGCCAUACGAACGGCCGCAUCAGCGGACAGAAUCUCGGGGUCUGCUACGACCCGGGCUGCCAAUUGGCUCGCAGUCAUUCACAGAAGGCGAAACCAUCCCAGCUAACAACUACCGGAAGGGUGAUCCCUCCAAGAUGAAACGAUUCUUCGGGGAAGACCCAGAACCAGUGGCGCCCCCGCCCCCACUAGCGCCUCCAGUCGAUGAAUCGCCUGAUUUCCUAAACCUUGACCAUGAAGGCGACUUGUCCUGGGAUAUUAAGGUCACGCCUCCCGCUGUCAAGGGCGGGUCUUUGGUGGCCCUUGUCGAGCAGCUGACACGGCACGACAAGCUGGAUGCAAACUUCAACAACACGUUCCUCUUGACGUACCGCUCCUUUACCAAUGCGCGGGAAUUGUUUGAGAUGCUAGUCAAGAGGUUCAGUACCCAGCCACCCGAAGGACUGAUUCAACCCGAUUUCGAUACCUGGCGGGACCGGAAGCAGCGGCCGAUCCGGUUCCGCGUCGUCAACAUCCUCAAGAGUUGGCUCGACACCUUUUGGAUGGAAGAUUACAACGAAGAGACGAAGCAGCUUAUCCGCGACAUGUACAACUUCGCCAAAGACACUAUUAAGACAGCAGAAACACCCGGCUCCGUUCCAUUGAUGACCAUACUGGAGCAACGACUGAGCGGUAAAGAUUUCGGCGGGCGGCGUAUGGUCCAGACAGUGAACCAAAACACACCAGCACCCAUCAUGCCGAAAAACAUGAAGAAGCUCAAAUUCCUCGACAUUGACGUCGUUGAAUUCGCCCGACAGCUCACGAUCAUUGAGUCCAAACUCUACGCGAAGAUCAAAUCGACAGAGUGCCUCAACAAGACGUGGCAAAAGAAGGUCGGGGAGGGUGAGCCAGAGCCAGCGCCAAACGUCAAGGCGCUGAUUCUGCACUCUAACCAGAUGACCAACUGGGUGGCGGAGAUGAUUCUGUCGCAGACCGAUGUUAGAAAGCGUGUGGUCGUCAUCAAGCACUUUGUGGCAGUCGCUGACGUAAUUACCCCCCUUCCCCCUUUACUCAUGCUAUCCUUGUCUCGUCACAUCAGAGAGAACUUGACUGACUUUGUGCAACAGAAAUGCCGGAUUUUGAAUAACUUUUCGACCCUGACUUCAAUCAUCUCGGCGCUGGGCACAGCGCCCAUUGCUCGCCUCAAGCGGACGUGGGACCAAGUGCCACAGCGCAUCCAGGCGACCUUGGAGACCAUGCGCAAGCUCAUGGCCAGCACCAAGAACUUUGGCGAGUACCGAGAAACGUUACACGCCGCGAAUCCGCCCUGCAUUCCAUUUUUCGGCGUGUACCUUACGGACCUUACCUUCAUUGAGGACGGUAUUCCGUCUAUCAUCAAGAAGACCAACCUGAUCAAUUUUGCGAAGCGGGCGAAAACAGCCGAAGUCAUUCGCGACAUUCAACAAUACCAGAACGUGGCCUACUCUCUACAAUCGGUGCCCGAGCUGCAGGAUUAUAUUGUGAGCAACAUGCAAGCAGCCGGAGACGUACACGAGAUGUACGACAGGAGUCUACAGAUCGAGCCGCGGGAGCGAGAAGACGAGAAGAUCGUGAGGGUCUUGGCUGAGUCUGGCUUCCUAUGA